ACUAACAGACCGGAGGGAAUCUGACAAGCACGCUAGUUUGAGCGGGUUGCCACAAAACAGUCAAUGAAAAUUCAACUGGCCAGACUGAACCGUCGACCGCAGCAGAUGCCGAAUGGCAGAUACUCCCUGCUUUUCCCUGGGAGGGUGAUUUGAAUGAGUUGGAUGUAAAUGACGGUGCGCCACCGCACUGGAUGUCUAGAUUUGUGUCGGGGAGAGAUUUACAAGCGCGCGCUACCCGGAGACGCCGUUCUUGAGGAGCUGAAACAGAAGAAGCUGCUCUGAACUACAUCAGUCUCAGCAGCUGCCAUGACAGGGGUGGGGGCAGAGGAUGACAUCCCUCUCUGUGAGAGGAAAACUGUCACUGACUUCUGCUAUCUCCUGGACAAGUCCAAGCAGCUUUUCAAUGGCUUAAGGGAUCUGCCUCAAUAUGGACACAAGCAGUGGCAGUCCUAUUUUGGCCGAACGUUUGACGUCUACACCAAGCUGUGGAAGUUUCAGCAGCAGCACAGACAAGUCCUGGACAACCGGUAUGGUCUCAAGAGGUGGCAGAUAGGUGAAGUGGCCUCAAAAAUUGGCCAGUUGUACUACCAUUACUACCUCCGCACUUCAGAAACAAGCUACCUAAAUGAAGCCUUCUCUUUCUAUUCGGCAAUUCGCCAACGGUCAUAUUACCACCAGGUCAACAAAGAAGACAGGCCAGAGCUGGUUGUAAAAAAGCUGAGGUAUUACGCUCGGUUUAUCGUUGUUUGUCUGUUGCUCAACAAGAUGGACCUGGUUAAGGUGUUGGUUAAGGAACUUUCGGAGGAGAUUGAGGACUACACCCAGCGCUUCAACACUGAGGACCAGUUAGAGUGGAAUCUGGUGCUGCAGGAAGUAGCAGCUUUUGUGGAGGCCGAUCCUCUGAUGAUCCUGAAUGAUGACAAUGCUGUGGUGGUCCUUUCCAAUCGGCUGCAGGAGGGAGGUGUGCCCCCUCUGGAGCAGGGCAUGGUGGUUGGCCAGCUCACCUUGGCAGAUGCUCUCAUCGUUGGCAACUGUAAUAACCAGGUGAAGUUCAGCGAGCUGACCAUCGAUAUGUUUCGAAUGCUUCAAGCGCUUGAGAGGGAACCGGUGAACCUGGCUACGCAAAGCUCCAAACCAGGGACACUUGUAAGAGAAGACUCUUACACUCUCCCUGUCACUCUCUAUGAGCCCAAUGAAAAGCCGGCCAAGAGAGAGAACCCUCAUAAAUAUCUCCUCUACAAACCAACCUUCAGCCAGCUCUACACUUUCCUGUCUGCCUCCUUCAAGGAGCUGCCGGCCAAUAGUGUCCUGCUGGUGUAUCUCUCUGCCACUGGAGUUUUCCCCACUGGACGCUCUGAGAGUGAAGGACCUUAUGACUUUGGAGGUGUCCUGACCAAUACUAACCGAGAUGUGGUGAAUGGUGAGACGGUGCAGAAAAGAAACCAGGCACAAAAAGAGAUGCACUGCCUCCACCCAGGAGACCUUUUCCCCUUCACUAGGAAACCUCUGUUUAUCAUUGUCGACUCCUCCAACAGCACAGCUUAUAAGAAUUUCUCCAAUCUGUUCGGCCAGCCCCUUGUUUGCCUGCUUUCUCCAACAGUAUAUCCGAAGAGCAUGCAAGACCAGUCUCAGCGUGGGAGUCUGUUUACUCUCUUCCUUUACAACCCCCUCAUGGGCUUCCUAUCUGUCUGUGGACUGAGCAGCAUGCGUUAUGGAUUGUGGGAAAAAGCCCAGGAACUCCUGCGGAAGGUUUUCCAUGACAUUGGCCAGAUGAUCACAAGUUCACGAGUUAUAGAUCAGGCGUAUCUGCAGUUUUAUGGUGAUGAGUUUCUGCGUCUGCUUAUGAUCCGCUUCGUGUUCUGCUCCUCCGCGCUCCGGUUACACAAGCUCUUCCGGGAAGCGAGGAGUUUUCCAGAAUCGUAUCCCCCUCUGCCAAAACAGGAGAUGGUGGAGAGCAGCCUUCUACAGAAACAUGUGCUGGAGCUGGCGGCUAUGCUGGACGUGCAAAACCUCUUUUCCGAUGGCAUGCUGGAUAACUAUUGACCACAUGGUGGCACCGUGCCAACUUACAGACACACGCACACAACACGCUUAUGCCCAUAAACACAAGCAUACACAAGUUGGUAGGCAGAUUCCUUUGAAUAAGCAGGUUGUUUAACCUAAUCUCAUUUAGAUCUAGGUAGAUUUUAACUGUUCGAGAGAAAAUAUCUCAUCUUCAUGGGGCAGAUAUUUCACAUGUAUUUCUAGAUUUUAAGAAACUACACACACCCAGAUGUGAAAGCGUUGCUCCCAAUAUACAGCAAUUUACCGCAUGCAUGUACCAUAUGAGUGUACUGUACGCGCGCAGGCACACAAGCCUGUUGAGGGCAGCUAUCACCUUUCCUCAAGGUGUUCAGAGAGCACAAGAUAACCAUCGAGAACGAACGAGAAACAUUUUAUAUGUCAAUUGGUAUAUUUCCAGGGAGAUUCUUCCAAAAAGAUGAGCCUAAGGCUUUGGCAAAACACAUUUUGGAGAAGGAAGGGUGUUUUUUUCUUCUCAACACUUUGCCUCUGCAACGUUUACACAACUCUUUCUGUAGGGAGCGUGCUGCAUGUUUGCAUUUAUUUGCUCUGUCUUGCCUUUUUUUGUUGUUGUUUUGUUCUGUUUGUGUUUGCUUUUGUGUCUUGACACAAAUCCUGCGGACUUUAGCCUGACCUUUUGAAGGAGGUCCACCAUGCUGUGCCUCUUUUGGGUUAUUUUGGUCAUCAGCUAACCAGUUCAUAAAGAAGAUACCGUAGUUCACCCAAAAGAUAACAUUUGCAGUUUAUAUUACUCACCCACAAACCAUCCAGGAUGCAGGUGACUUAUUUUCUUCUUUACUUUUGGUGUAAUAUUACAAUUUUAUAAAAGAAUGUUAACACCGACCAGCAUUUAGAGAACAUAACAAUAACUAUAGAGAACAAUAAACCAUACGGAGACCAAACUAAAUUAAUACCUGAGCCUUCAGAUGACACAUUGUGUUAGUUCACCCAAAAAUGCAAAUUCAUUCAUUUUUGGUUAAUUUUCCUACGGCUUGGUCUCUAUUUCAGAGGUUGCCACAAGGGAAUGAACCGCCAACUAUUCCAGCUAGGGCUGCAUGAUGUUGGAAAAAUUACAUAUUGUAAUACUUUUUUUUUAUUUGAUUUAUAUUGCGAUAUUAAUACAAUUUCACUAGAUAAGUUGAAUAAAUGUUUGUAAACAAUCUAUAAUUUUAGAUUAAAUGGGAAGAUUCUGUAGCGGGUGCAUAAAAUAUAAUAAACAAUCUACAAGCAUAGACACAAAUUCAAUGAAGAAAAAUAUGCAAAUUAAAUAAACAGCAUUAUAUUGUUUUGCAAAGAGUCAAAGUUUAUUCAGGUAUACAGUGAUUGAAUAAUUAAAUGUAAAAUAAUUCUGCAUAGUCUUUGUUUUGCAUCCCCUCACACAGUCACAGGCCUCAAAAAACACUUAUAAUAAAUUAUAUGAAAUGAUAAAUUAUAAUCCAGACUCAACAUUGCAUAUAUUCGCUAUGAGACUAUUGCAAAUGAUCACAUUGCGAUAUCGAUAACCCAGCCGGGACUCGAACCACCAACUUUCUUACUGUGAUGUGACAGUGCCAACCACUGAGCCACAAUGCCACUCAAAAUGCAAAUUAUUUUAAUUGAUUAUUCAUCCUCAUGUUAACCUUCAUUUGUUAUCAGAAUGCAAAGUAAGAUAUAUUAGGUCAAAUCUGAGAGCUGAGAGAAAGGUACCAAACACAUGCAUAAAACAGACCAUAUGCCUUCGGUGCUUCAGUCA
Molecule: messenger RNA, 3793 nt
Organism: Danio rerio (zebrafish)
Lineage: Eukaryota; Metazoa; Chordata; Actinopteri; Cypriniformes; Danionidae
Source: RefSeq, a predicted model, not a curated record